AUGGGUCAAUUACCUGCCGAUCACGUUGAACCAGCGCGUCCGUUUUUGAAAUGUGGAAUCGACUUCGCGGGACCGUUCUUAAUUAAAUCUAGUAUACGCCGUAACGCGCCUUUACUAAAGGGUUAUGUAUGUAUUUUUGUAUGUUUUACGACUAAAGCCGUACACAUAGAAUUAGUCAGAGACCUAUCCACGCAAGCAUUUAUUAGUGCUCUAAAUCGAUUUUUUGAUAGACGCGGAAAGAGUAUAACUAUAUACUCAGAUAAUGCAACUAAUUUUGUUGGUGCAAGUCAUAAAUUAAAAGAGUGGUACGACUUAUUCCAAACAGAACAACAUAAGAAGAAGGUCGAGGAAGUGCUAUCAGAAAGUGAAGUCCAAUGGAGAUUUAUACCCCCGCGUUCUCCGCAUUUCGGUGGAUUAUGGGAAGCAGCUGUUAAAUCAAUGAAAAAUAUAGUUCAAAAAACAUUAGGCAAUGUUCAUUUGACGUAUGAAGAACUGUAUACUGUACUCACUCGCACUGAGGCCUGUCUCAAUUCCCGUCCACUUACUCCUAUUUCUACCGAUCCAAAUGACUUGUCAGUAUUGACGCCAGGUCAUUUCUUAAUAGGUGACUCUCUAUUAGCCAUUCCUGAACCUGACAUAGCGAAUGUCAACAUAAACAGAUUGACACGAUGGCGUAGAUUGAACCAUUAUUCCCAAAUCAUUUGGAAAAAGUGGAGUCGGGAAUAUUUAAAUCAACUCCAGGAGAGGAAAAGGUGGGCAGGCGAGAAAGGGCCUAAAUUAGAAAUUGGUACUGUGGUCCUAGUUCGUGACGAAAAUCUUUCCCCCCUGUAUUGGAAAUUGGGUAGAGUAACAAGCGUGCAACGGGGUCCUGACGAAAUCAUUCGUUCGGCUGAGGUCAAGUUGGAAAAGGGUUCAAUCACACGAGCAGUGUAUGAUAUAUUACCAGAUAUAUUACCAGAAACAUGUGAGGCAGGAGUAUUAAUUUUAUCAAAAGACAUUUUUUAUAAAUUAAGGUACGCAAAUACGUGGAUAUAUACGACUAGAGGUGAAACAUUAACUAUUGCAUGUCGAGGAAAUACGGAACCGUAUAUACAAAAGAUAAAAAUCAAGGGAUCGGGAAAUUUAGUAUUCACGAUUCCUAAUAAAAUAAAAGAUAUAAACCUACCUAGGUUAGUAAUUAAGGAAGAUAAUCACAAACUAGAACGAAUUCACGAAAUAGCACAUUCACUUGACGAGGUACAGAACAUGAUAGAUAGUGAAAUAGAAAAACAGUCGGGACAGGACAUAAUAAACAAUAAGCGCAACUAUUUGUUGCAACCUCGUUAUGAAAUGGUACGAAUGGUAAAAAGUAAGUUUUAUGCGGAAACCACAAGUAACACCGCUAAAGGUGUUAUUCAAGUGGAACAGGAACAAAGUAAAGGAAAAAGCGUAUUGCCGAAAAUAAAAUAA
Messenger RNA from Metopolophium dirhodum (rose-grain aphid), 1449 nucleotides. RefSeq lists its product as uncharacterized. Gene Ontology annotation, biological process: DNA integration. The record is from RefSeq and is a predicted model, not a curated record. The transcript has 4 exons. Gene Ontology annotation, molecular function: nucleic acid binding. NCBI's taxonomy places the organism in Eukaryota, Metazoa, Arthropoda, Insecta, Hemiptera, Aphididae. The coding region runs from base 1 to 1449 and encodes 482 amino acids.